Messenger RNA from Myodes glareolus (Bank vole), 2848 nucleotides. The record is from RefSeq and is a predicted model, not a curated record. NCBI's taxonomy places the organism in Eukaryota, Metazoa, Chordata, Mammalia, Rodentia, Cricetidae.
CACUCCCCCGUAGAGCCACAGCAGAGGGACUGUGAGAGAGGUGAGUGACCGGUGGCAGGGCCCCUCUCCAACAGCCCUCCCCCAACCCCGCCCUGUUAGGGCGCUACCAGCAUUCCAGCAUCCCUAAGCUACUUGCUAAGUCUUGUCUAGAAGGGCUAGGUAGGAGGGAGGUGGUCUGGGCCCCAGGAACCCCAGUCAUUGUCCUGAACGGUUCAUCCACGCAAAUGUCUGGAGCAAUUUUUGCGCCUCUGGAGGGCCUGGGUACCCUGGAUGCUGCGAGUGGCCAUCCCCUCGUGUGUCCGCUGUGCCAUGCACAGUAUGAGCGCCCGUGCCUGCUGGACUGCUUCCACGACUUCUGCGCUGGCUGCCUGCGCGGACGGGCUACUGAUGGCCGCCUGUCCUGUCCGCUGUGCCAGCACCAGACCCUGGUGAAGGGUCCCAAUGGGCUCCCGCCAGUGGACCGGCUGCUGCAGUUCCUGGUGGAUAGCUCUGGGGAUGGUGUGGAGGCUGUGCACUGUGCCAACUGCGACCUGGAAUGCGGCAAGCAGGACGCAGAGACCACGUACUUCUGCAACACCUGCGGGCAGCCGCUGUGCGCACGCUGCCGCGAAGAAACGCACCGCGCGCGCAUGUUCGCAAGGCAUGACAUUGUAGCCCUGGGUCAGCGCCCCCGUGAUGUGAUCCAGAAGUGUCCGCUCCAUUCGGAGCCCUACAUCAUGUUUUCCACUGACAAGAAGUCGCUGCUAUGCAUCCGCUGCUUUCGGGACAUGCAGGGGGAGAGCCGGGCCCACUGUGUGGACCUGGAGUCAGCGUACGUGCAAGGUUGUGAGCGGCUGGAGCAGGCAGUGCUGGCAGUGAAAGCUCUGCAGACAGCCACGAAGGAGGCCAUCGCGCUGCUACAGGCCAUGGUGGAGGAGGUGAGGCACAGCGCAGCAGAGGAGGAGGCGGCCAUCCACUCCCUCUUUGGCAGCAUGCAGGACAGGCUGGCCGAGAGGAAAGCUCUGCUGUUGCAGACCGUGCAGAGCCAAUAUGAAGAGAAGGACAAAGCCUUCAAGGAACAGCUUGCCCACCUGGCCUCCUUGCUACCCACCCUACAGGUUCACCUGGUCAUCUGUUCAUCCUUCCUCAGCUUGGCCAGCAAGGCUGAGUUUCUGGACCUGGGUUAUGAGCUGAUGGAGAGGCUGCAAGGCGUCGUCACGCGGCCGCACCGCCUAAGACCAGCUCAGAGCAGCAAGAUCGCCAGCGAUCACCGCGCAGAAUUUGCGCGCUGUCUGGAGCCGCUGCUGCUGCUGGGGCCCCGCAGAGCCGUGUCCACCGUGGGCGUCGCCAACACGUUGGCGGGGAGCUCAAGCCCCAAGGUGCUGAAGACACCCAGCUGUCCCUCCCCAGUGGGAAAGAUGCCAGGGUCACCUGUCCAGAAACCCUCACCACACCGUUCCAUCAGCACGAAGGUGCUCUUGGCCGAGGGCGAGGACACACCCUUCACAGAGCACUGCCGCCAUUACGAAGAUUCCUAUCGGGGUCUGCAGGUAGAGGUGCAGAACCUGAAGGACCAGGUUCAGGAAUUACACCGAGACCUCACCAAGCACCACUCGCUCAUCAAGGCGGAGAUCAUGGGGGACAUCCUGCACAGGUCCCUGCUGUUGGACACACAGAUUGCUUCUGAGUAUGCCUCCAUGGAAGGCAUGAGAGCUGUCUUCCAGGAGAUCUGGGAGGACUCCUACCAACGGGUAGCUACCCAGCAGGAGAUUUAUGAAGCCCAGCUCCAUGACCUUCUCCAGCUGAAGCAGGAGAAUGCCUACCUGACCACCAUCACUAAGCAGAUCACGCCCUACAUCCGCUCCAUUGCCAGAGUGAAGGAGCAGCUAGAGCCCAGAUUCCAGGUACCUGUGGAUGAGCACACGGAGCAGAACAUGUACGAUGAUGCCGUGGACAGUGAGACCUCAGCCAGGAUCGACCCAGGGAGCAUCACCGAGAAGAGAGAGAGGGCAUCUGAGCCCCAUGGAAGCAGCUGGACCCCGAGCAUCCUCCCAGAAGGGCCCCCAUUAAAGAACCAAGACUACCCCAGACCCAAGUAGGAAACCAGAGAUGAGGGACGGCGAGGUGGCUCAGGGCCCAAAGCGGCUUGCUACCAAGCCUGAUGACCUGGACUGCCAUGGCACAAGGAAAGAACUAAUUUCCACACACAUCCACAAUCAAGAAGCAACGGGAAAGCAAUGAGGAUGGCAUCCCCACAUGGGGGCAGCAGCUUAGUAACUGGGUCCUAGUGAGCUGCACCCAGGUGUCGGCUUUCUCAGGACUGGCAUGCAGGCUCCAGACAUGGCUCAGGGGUUAAGAGCACUGGCUGCUCUUUCAGAGGACCCGGGGUUCGGAUCCCAUCACCCGCGUGGUGCUCACAAUCACCUGUAACUCCAGUCCAGGUGAGCUGAUGCCCUCUUCUGGCCUCUGUGGGUACCACAUGCAUGUACUGCAGACAUGCGUGCAGGUAAAAUACACAUAAAAUAUAUCUUAAAUUUAAGCUGGGGCAAAGAACAGCAUGUACCACCGCCACCUGAUUUAUUUGUUGUGCCUUUCAUCCCAGCACUCGGGAGGCAGAGGCAGACAGGUGUUUGUGAGUUCAAGGCCAGCCUGUUCUAAAAAGCGAGUUCCAGGACAGCCAGGGCUACACAGAAACCCUGUGGGUGGGGUCCUCUUGACACGGUUACCAUGUGUGGCUUCUGCAUCCUACAUAGUCACGCUUGUUCGGAGUAAAAUCAAGUUCAGUUUUAUUUAAAAAUUAGAAAGAAUAAUCCGUAUCUGUGAAAGAAAAUUCCAUUUAAUAUAUUUAAAUAAACAUUUCUGUGUGUAA